AUGGGGGCGGUGGUGACGGCGGUGAUCGCGAUCGUGGCGGUGGUGCUCGGCUGGAUCACCAUCGAGAUGGCCUGCAAGCCCUGCCUCGAGACCGGCCGCCGCGCCAUGGACCGCGCGCUCGACCCCAACUACGACCCCGACUCCCCCACCAACGCCAACGCCACCACCGGCGGCGCCGCCCUCCACCGAGCCGCUCCUCGCCGACCUCUCAGCCUCCACCGCGCCACCCGCCAAGGCCAUCUGAAUCUCAUCUCCCAGAGGCGAUGCAGUAGUAGGCUUGCUUCCCCUUCUCCCCUCGCAUUGUAA
Molecule: messenger RNA, 306 nt
Organism: Miscanthus lutarioriparius
Lineage: Eukaryota; Viridiplantae; Streptophyta; Magnoliopsida; Poales; Poaceae
Source: the annotation of a GenBank genome assembly